Messenger RNA from Rhizophagus irregularis DAOM 181602=DAOM 197198, 360 nucleotides. RefSeq lists its product as uncharacterized. The record is from RefSeq and is a predicted model, not a curated record. NCBI's taxonomy places the organism in Eukaryota, Fungi, Glomeromycota, Glomeromycetes, Glomerales, Glomeraceae.
CUACGACAGCUUGCUUCCAGUCGCUUAGACAGACAUUGUGUUCACACUCGUAGACUAACAAAAGGACUCUAUAAUGAAAUUUAUUUAUUACAAUUCGAGGGUGGCCCAGACUGCAUCGCCCGACUUUCGCGUGAUCUAACCCACCCUGCAGCAAAAUUCGCUAGUGAAGUUGCGACUAUGAAGUAUGUCGCUCAAAAUACCAGUAUCAAAGUGCCGGAAGUAUAUGAUUGGGAUUGCACCGUGCAUAAUCCCAUAAAAAUCCCUUACAUUCUCAUGGAACGGAUACCUGGACAACACUUAUAUCGAGUUUGGGAUGAGUUAACAGUUGAAAAAAAGAAGUGUGUUUUAAGCCAAAUCAUC